Molecule: messenger RNA, 1574 nt
Organism: Hibiscus syriacus
Lineage: Eukaryota; Viridiplantae; Streptophyta; Magnoliopsida; Malvales; Malvaceae
Product: calmodulin-binding receptor-like cytoplasmic kinase 3
Exons: 7
Coding region: 38-1546 (502 amino acids)
Biological process (GO): protein phosphorylation
Molecular function (GO): protein kinase activity; ATP binding
Source: RefSeq, a predicted model, not a curated record
AAUGAUGAUUCAUUUGUGAUUUCGUUUUCAUUAAUUCAUGAGAAUGGUUGCUUCUAUGUUUAGUCUAGUGCUGUUUAUGCAAUUAUCAAUAUUCUUCGCAGCAUCCAUGGAAGUAAAGUCCAAGAUUUUUGGUGAUGAUAACAUAGUCUAUUCAACUUCAUAUGGUGAUGAAUUGUUUUAUUUGAACGGCGAUUUAGUAGAUAGAGUUUUGUUCUGCAAGACCAUACAGUUACACCAUGCAGAUCAUUGUGUGUUUGAAGGCUACAAUGAUGCAACAAAUUACUGUGGUUCGGACCUAUUGUCCGGAGGAGGAAGGAGGUUAUUGGGGAAGCCGGAGAUAGGAAAUUAUAGAGCUGAUCUUAACUCGAACCAGAAGCACAUCAAAGGAUAUCCGGACUGGACGAUAAUACUGAUGAUAGCAGCUGGAGUUCUUCUGACAUGCUGUAUUUGUUGCUGCUGCUGUAUUUGUUGGAGAAAGAGAGCAAACGCCCACACUGUUAUUACACAGGAUUCGAAUUCAUCUUCCCAUAUGGAAAUGAAUAUUCAUUUUCCACCGGAAACAAUUCCGACCACCCUACUAAGGGUACAGCCUAAUCCUUCCCUAUUACCAAUGUCUCCGAAACUUGGAAGAACAGGAUCAGUGCAUCUGACUAUGACAGAGGUGGCUAGAGCUACCUGUAAUUUCUCGCCGGAACUUCAGAUAGGUGAAGGAGGGUUCGGAACUGUUUACAAGGCCCUCCUAGGUUCUGGUCAGUUUGUUGCCGUUAAAAGAGCAAAGAAGGAACAUCUAGAGAAGCUGCAAACUGAGUUCAGCAGUGAAGUUGAACUUUUAGCCAACAUCGAUCAUCGGAACCUCGUGAAGUUACUUGGUUAUGUCGAUAGUGGAGAUGAACGCCUUAUUAUUACAGAAUAUGUACCCAAUGGCACUCUCAGAGAUCAUUUGGAUGGUCAACGUGGCAAGAUCUUGGAUUUCAAUCAGCGUCUUGAAAUCGCCAUUGAUGUUGCUCAUGGCCUUACUUAUCUGCAUCUCUAUGCAGGGAAGCAAAUCAUUCACCGAGACGUGAAGUCAUCCAACAUACUUUUGACAGAAAGCAUGCGAGCUAAAGUGGGAGAUUUUGGAUUUGCAAUAGUUGGUCCCAUGGACUCCGACCAAACACAUAUUUCAACCAAACUGAAAGGAACUGUCGGCUACCUAGAUCCUGAGUACAUGAAAACCUAUCACCUCACGGCCAAGAGCGAUGUGUAUUCGUUCGGGGUUGUACUUCUAGAAAUUUUGACAGGCCGCCGCCCAGUGGAGUUGAAAAGACCCUACCCGGACCGUGUCACACUUAAAUGGGCAUUCCGUAAGUAUAAUGAAGGGCACGUAAUUGAAUUGGUGGAUGGUAUGAUGGAAGAAGUGGUAGAUGCUGAGAUAUUAAUGAAGAUAUUUGCUUUGGCAUUUCAAUGUGCAGCACCCACAAGGAUUGAUCGGCCCCAAAUGAAAUCCGUGGCAGAACAGUUGUGGGCGAUAAGGGCAGACUACCUUAAGACUUCAAGGAGAAGGUAGAACGGGAGACAGAGUAAAGAAUAGUCUC